UUGUUUUUGUAUAAUUUUAAAAUCAAGAACUUUGGGCCUUUGCUGAUUAUAAAAUAUCGCUUCACUUCCAUUUCACUUCGAAAUUUCAACAACAAAACACGUCAAGCUGCAUUUCCACUAAAUUCAUCUUUAAAAAAAUAGAAUAGUAAAUAAAGAAAAUGCCAAUGCCAACCAAAAGUACUAAAGUAAAUCCCGAUUUAGUAAAAGAACGUCAAGCAGCUACUUUUAAUGUUGAAGAAUUCGCUAGCUGGUUAUAUGGUGGAGAGCAAAAGCUCAAAGUGAAGCGCGAAAUCGUGGAAGAAAUUGUGAACGAUAAAGAAUUGCAGUUCGAAGAAGUUUAUCCAGACUAUUUGUCAUUCCAAGAUCAGUAUAAUGAUGCAGUCAAACGAAGUACUUUGUUGUUGAAAAAACUUAAGGCUAUACAAGAGAAACGAAAUCCUGGGGGAAAUGAAAUCUAUCCCGACUUCUUGACGGGACCUGUUGGAAAUGCAAUUAUCCCACAAGGAAGUCCAUUCGCUGUGCAUUUCAGAAUGUUUAUACCGGUUAUUGAAAAACAUGGUACUUCUGAACAAUUAGAAAAAUGGUUACCCCUCGCAAAAAGUUGUAAGAUCUUAGGAUCCUAUGCUCAAACUGAGAUGGGUCAUGGAACUUUUAUCCGUGGCAUACAAACUCGUGCUGAUUAUGAUCCUGCAACAGAGGAAUUUGUCCUUAAUAGUACUUCAAUCACAGCCUACAAAUGGUGGCCAGGAGCAUUGGGCCACACGGUGAAUUAUGCCACAAUUGUUGCUCAACUUUACAUAAAGGACAAACGACAUGGAGUACACUUCUUCAUAGUUCAGCUCCGUGAUCACGAAACCCAUGAACCUUUACCAGGGAUUGACAUUGGAGAAAUUGGCAAUAAGCUUUCUUUCAAGGGGGUCAACAAUGGUUAUUUGGGAUUGAAAAAUGUCCGAAUUCCUCGAAUGCAAAUGUUGAUGCGGCACGCCCAGGUCAGUGCUGAUGGAUCGUUCACAGUCUCGCCGGCUUCGGUUUUGACCUAUUGGACAAUGGUUUAUGUCAGGGUGUUACUGGUCAAGCAAUCGAGUAUGUUUUUAAGUCAAGCUGCAGUUAUUGCCACUCGUUAUGCUGCAGUCCGCCGACAAAGUCUCAUCAAUCCAAAAGAACCAGAGCAUCAAAUCCUAGACUACCUGACCCAGCAGCAAAAACUUUUUGUCGAAAUUUCAAAAUCCAUUGCAAUCAAUCUUGGAGGUGAUCUUUUGAAUGAAAUGUAUCUCCAAGUUACCAACGAGAUCAAUGAGGGAAAAUUUGAUCGUCUAGCUGAGAUUCAUUGCUUAUCUGCGUGUCUCAAGGCUAUUUCAACACAUGACUCCAGUAAUGGGGUUGAGACUCUCCGUUUAGCUUGUGGAGGUCAUGGAUUUAUGGCGGCUUCUAAUUUGGCAAAUAUCUAUGGUUUAGCAACAGCAGCGGUGACCUACGAGGGAGAAAAUACGGUUAUGCUUUUGCAAACUGCAAGAUUCUUAAUGAAGUCCUGGUCAAUGGCAGUUGAGGGGGAGAAACUAGUUCCAACAGUAGCUUACCUCGAAGAGGUUGCAUCUGGGAAAACGAGGACAUUUCCUAAAUGGGAUGGUUCUUUAGAAUGCAUGGUCAAAGCUCUUCAGUUUGCUGCAGCAAACAAGAUUCGUCUAGCUUAUAACCAUUCGUCCGAAAGAAAGAUGAAGAAUCUGACUGCAGCUGAAGCAGCAAAUGCAACUUCCAUUGAGCUUACUCAAGCUGCUGACUUACACGGACGUUCAUUUCUGGCGACAGCAACUUGGAAGAAGCUCUCAAGCGAGGAUCAAAUCUCAUCCUCACUAAAAACAGUUCUUUUGGAUAUUCUUGAACUAUAUCUAGUGAGUGCCUGCUUCAGGAACUUGAGUGAUCUUCAAAGAUUCAUUGAAUUGACUGAAGAAGACCUAAAUCGACUUCAAAUCAAAUUAGAACAAGUAUUGAGCCGACUCCGACCGAAUGCCGUAGCCAUUGUCGAUGGCUUUGAUUUCCAUGACAGGAUCUUAAAUUCAGUUCUAGGUUGUUAUGAUGGUAAUGUUUAUGAAAGGAUAUUCGAAGCAGCACAAAAAAGCCCAAUGAAUCAAAUAUCAGUUCAAAAAUCCUUCCAAAGUCACUUGAAGCCGUUUAUGAAGUCGAAUAUGUGAAGUAUUGUUAUUUUCUUCACUUUCAUUUUAUGUUAAAAAAUUAUUUUCGUAAUAAAAAUUUAAACUACGUACUUACUUAGGUGUGGUGACGUAAAAUGUA
Molecule: messenger RNA, 2289 nt
Organism: Eupeodes corollae
Lineage: Eukaryota; Metazoa; Arthropoda; Insecta; Diptera; Syrphidae
Product: probable peroxisomal acyl-coenzyme A oxidase 1
Exons: 9
Coding region: 159-2189 (676 amino acids)
Biological process (GO): lipid homeostasis; fatty acid beta-oxidation using acyl-CoA oxidase
Cellular component (GO): peroxisome
Molecular function (GO): fatty acid binding; FAD binding; acyl-CoA oxidase activity
Source: RefSeq, a predicted model, not a curated record